Molecule: messenger RNA, 1307 nt
Organism: Zea mays
Lineage: Eukaryota; Viridiplantae; Streptophyta; Magnoliopsida; Poales; Poaceae
Product: actin-related protein 2/3 complex subunit 3
Exons: 4
Coding region: 481-1005 (174 amino acids)
Biological process (GO): regulation of actin filament polymerization; Arp2/3 complex-mediated actin nucleation
Cellular component (GO): cytoskeleton; Arp2/3 protein complex
Source: RefSeq, a predicted model, not a curated record
CUUUUAGUGGUACCUAGCCAAAUUUUCAUUCGAGAAAACAGCCGUCUAGCCCCUCGCCAGGCUCCCUACCUCGCACGCUCGUCUUCCUUUCCGACCGACGCCGCCUGCCGCCUCUGUCAUCUCUCGGCUCCCGCCCAGCGGCCCCCUUCCUCGAUCUCUUCCACGCGCUCAACCUGGGCUAUUGCCGCCUCCGGAGCUGAGCUCCCGGAUCCGAGAGACGGCAAACUGUGUGGAAGGGUGGGAGUUGGGAUAAGGUGCGGCUGGUGGCUCCGGCCUCCGGGAGACUGACGACAAUAGUGACGGGACGAGCUGCGGAUCGAGCAGCGAUGAUCCUACAGAGGGAAAACACGAUCUCUGCCCCUCCUUCCCCAAAAUCAUCUCUCUCCCGAUCUUGGCCUCCCCCAGAUUCACCACCUGCUCUCCUCUUCGGCUACGACCUUGGCUCAUCUGCAUUAGCUUCUCCUGAUUCGGACACGCAACAUGGUUUACCACUCUAGUUUCGCUGAUGAUGAUGGGAUCACAAAAGCUUGCAGCUGUCCUUUGCUUCCACUGAAAACUCAUAUCAAGGGCCCGGCACCAGCCUCUGACCCUGAUAAAGCGGACAUUGUUGAUGAAGCCAUAACUUUCUUUCGAGCCAAUGUUUUCUUCAAAAAUUUCCAUGUGAAAAGCUCAGCAGACAAGUUAUUGAUCUAUCUGACGUUUUAUAUCAAUAUUGCCUUAAAAAGACUAGAAGGUUGCCGGACACUAGCUGUUGGGACUAAAGCAAUCAUUAAUCUGGGAUUGGAGAAAGUUCCUGUACCUGGGGAACCAGGGUUUCCUUUCCCUGGACUUUUCACUCUUCCCCAGUCCCAGGAGGAAGCAGAAUUGUUGAGGAAUUAUUUGAAGCAGAUAAGGGAGGAAACAAGUGGAAGAUUGCUCAACUGUGCAUACAGAGCUAAUGGCUUUCCAAACAAGUGGUGGUUGGCUUUUGCUAAGAGGAAGUUCAUGAACAUUGUCAUCCUUUAGACUUGGGCUUUUUGUACCAACUGGUUCAAGCUGUUUUUUCACUCAUGAUCGUGUGAAGUAUCCACACACAACAAAGAUAGUUAUCCUACAUCCCAAAGUAACACGCCAAAGACUUCGAUGAUAGGAUAGAUGAAUGACAUAAGAUAAAUUAUUUGUUCCCAAUUUGCGAUGUAUAACCGUGGGAACAGUAAUUAUCAUGUUGUGUUGCCUUUUGUAAUUCUCACCCUGCUAUAUCAGAGAGACGAAACCUGAUACGGGGUAUAUUCUACAAUGAUGUCUAAAAUGAGACAGUUCAAAUGUUC